Molecule: messenger RNA, 2313 nt
Organism: Doryrhamphus excisus (bluestripe pipefish)
Lineage: Eukaryota; Metazoa; Chordata; Actinopteri; Syngnathiformes; Syngnathidae
Gene: cxxc1b
Product: CXXC finger protein 1b
Biological process (GO): positive regulation of DNA-templated transcription
Cellular component (GO): Set1C/COMPASS complex
Molecular function (GO): zinc ion binding; DNA binding
Source: RefSeq, a predicted model, not a curated record
UUGCCGAUUGGCAUGACGUCAUUUUCGUAGGUCAGCUCCGAGCUAUUGGCUAGCUCUGGUUAGCGCGCUGAGAGAUUCGCUGUCUUUCGCGACAUUAACUGUUGUUUUUAUUUCUUGUACGUCUCACAGCUAAAGGAAACUCGUUUUAAUGGAAAGCGAAGCGUCUGACAUCGAUCCUGCACCAGGACCGGAAUCCGGCGGUAUGGACGGGGAGAAUGCACCAUUGUAUUGCAUCUGCAGGAAACCACACAUCAACUGCUUCAUGAUUGGCUGUGAUAACUGCAAUGAAUGGUUCCAUGGCAACUGCAUUAACAUCACGGAGAAGAUGGCCAAGGCUAUCCGGGAGUGGUACUGCAUGACAUGCAGAGAUGAAAACCCAUUCCUAGAAAUAAAGUAUAGAAAAGAAAAGAAAAACCGCGACAAGGAACCGGACUCUGACAGAACCCAGUACAGCACCCCGAGUACUCCAGACUACAAAAGUGAAAGGCGGCGUGGAUCAAAAGUCAAGCGCUCCGUGCGAAUGUGCGGUGAAUGUGAGCCCUGCCGAAGGACCGAGGACUGUGCCCAGUGUGACUUCUGCAAAGACAUGAAGAAGUUUGGGGGACCCAAUAAAAUAAGGCAGAAAUGCCGAUUUCGGCAGUGUGAAGUGCGAGCAAGGAAAAUGCUCCGCGUAAAAGAAGAGGAGAUGUCCUUGCGAGAGAGGAGAGAGAACUACCACCACAGACGGAGACGGUACUCCGAGGACUACGACAGCGAGCUGGAUCUCUACCAGCAGUACCGAGCGGCGGGGAUGGACGACAACAUGGGCUGGGCGACGGAUGACGACGACGAGCCGCCUUUCAGUCCUGUCGUGAGAAAGAAGGCUGUGAAGGUGAAACAUGUCAAGAGGCGAGAAAAGAAGUUUGACAAGAAAAAAGAGUCCCGGCGCCACAAGCAAAAGCAGAAGCACAAGGACCGAAACCGACACAGCGAGAGGGGUGACGUGCGGGAUCACGGAGGGAGACAUCAGUGUCUCGGCCCAAACUGCGUUGACUCUGCCAGAGCCAACUCCAAAUACUGCUCAGAAGAAUGUGGCAUGAAGUUAGCGGCCAACCGCAUCUACGAGAUCCUCCCUCAGCGGAUCCAGCAGUGGCAGCAGAGUCCGUGCAUUGCUGAGGAGCACGGCAAGAAGCAACUGGAGCGCAUUCGCAGGGAGCAGCAGAACGCUCGCUUGCGCCUCACCGAAAUGGAGCGCCGCUUCCACGAGCUGGAAGGCAUCAUCGCCAAGGCCAAGCAGCAGGCGGUGCAGCAGGACGAGGAGGUGAACGAAGGGGAUGGUGAUGACACAGACCUUCAGAUUUUUUGCGUGUCCUGCAGCCAUCCCGUCAAUCCAAAAGUGGCACUGAGACAUAUGGAGAGAUGCUAUGCUAAGUACGAGAGUCAGACCUCCUUUGGUUCCAUGUAUCCGACAAGAAUUGAAGGAGCAACCAGACUCUUUUGUGAUGUGUACAAUCCCCAAAGCAAAACAUACUGCAAGAGGCUUCAGGUUUUGUGUCCGGAACAUUCCAGAGACCCAAAGGUUCCUGUGGACGAGGUGUGCGGGUGUCCGUUGGUGAAAAAUGUCUUUGAGUUGACGGGCGAAUACUGCAGGGUGUCCAAACGGAAGUGCAACAAACAUUACAACUGGGAAAAGCUCAGGCGGGCUGAAGUGGAUUUGGAGCGAGUCAGGGUGUGGUACAAGUUGGACGAGCUGUUUGAACAAGAACGGAAUGUCAGGGCCGCCAUGACCAACAGAGCCGGUCUACUCGCGCUGAUGUUGCACCAAACCAUUCAACAUGAUCCCUUGACAACUGACCUGCGUUGUAAUAAGGAUAGAUAGUGGAAUCCAUCCGAGAAACAUGAAACAAUGUAAAGUGAUUUUCUAUUUGAAUAAUUAUAAUUUUUUUUAUCAUAAUGAACUUGAGGUGGUAACGUGAGUAUAUAUUUUCCUGACUGUGUAGAGAGACACUAACCAACUUUUUGCUAUGAACAUUUCCAGUGAGGGCAGCAUACUGUGCUUUUAAAAAAAUCCUGUUUAUUUCUAUAUAUAUUUGUUACAUUUUGUAAAAAGGCUAAAAAAAAUUGCUAUAUAUUUAAAGAGAAAGCUUUUUCUAGUUUUUACUAUCAACAUUUCAGCCUUUUCUCUAAACAAUUUGCUGUAUUUUUCCCAUUUUCUUUUGGUUUAAAUGAUUUCUACAAUGUGUUGCGAGCCAAUAAGUGAUGAAUCAUGGGCUGCAAAUGGACCCUGUCCUGCACUUUGGACACCACUGCUGUAAAUAAACUCCUUCAAAUGUC